CAUGUCUGGCCGCGGCAAGGGCGGGAAGGGCCUGGGCAAGGGCGGCGCCAAGCGCCACCGCAAGGUGCUGCGCGACAACAUCCAGGGCAUCACCAAGCCCGCCAUCCGGCGGCUGGCCCGGCGCGGCGGCGUCAAGCGCAUCUCCGGCCUCAUCUACGAGGAGACCCGCGGGGUGCUCAAGGUGUUCCUGGAGAACGUGAUCCGGGACGCCGUCACCUACACGGAGCACGCCAAGCGCAAGACGGUCACGGCCAUGGACGUGGUCUACGCGCUCAAGCGCCAGGGCCGCACCCUCUACGGCUUCGGGGGCUGAGCCCCCGGCUUCCCAGCUCGUUUCCUACUGAGAACUAAAGGCCCUUUUCAGGGCCCCCACUCUUUCAUCCGAGGAGCCCUGACGCUGGUUUCCCUUUAACUUGUGUUAGAUUGCGGCCUUGAAAGAUACACCCAUUCCCUUAGAAGAAAGUUUCUCUGUACAACUAGAGAAGAGACGGGUCCUGUAGUUUUCCAUGUUUUCACGCGGGGGUUUGGAGAGUUGUAUUAAGUUAAUGACACUGGUACUGUAUCAGACGGUGGAACGUUAAUUGGCGUGCCAGUUGGAAGGAAACGGGUUUAGGACUUGAGCAGAACGGCUUUCUCGGUAUGGACGGAAUGCAGGUUUUGGGGUUGAAAACAAGAACAGCAGGUCCCUCCGCGCUGAAUUCGUGAGAAGGCGCGUUUCCGUGGACACAAGGCCUUACAAUUUAGUCCUCUCCAUUCUGGUGCCAG
Messenger RNA from Zalophus californianus (California sea lion), 765 nucleotides. Its product is annotated as histone H4. Gene Ontology annotation, molecular function: structural constituent of chromatin; DNA binding; protein heterodimerization activity. The record is from RefSeq and is a predicted model, not a curated record. The transcript has a single exon. NCBI's taxonomy places the organism in Eukaryota, Metazoa, Chordata, Mammalia, Carnivora, Otariidae. Gene Ontology annotation, cellular component: nucleosome. The coding region runs from base 2 to 313 and encodes 103 amino acids. Gene Ontology annotation, biological process: nucleosome assembly.